GCUGCUGUCAUAUAAAAAAACCAGGCAGUCGAUUUUCUAUACUGAGUUUUGAAUAAAUAAUCGACUGAAAAUUAUAGAAUAAAUAUUUUCGAUAUCGCCCCCAAAAUGGCUUCAUUAGCUUUAACGGGGCAUUUUGCUUCUAAAAUAAUACCUAAACAUGGAGCUAUGGGCAUUGUUUACGUCAACUCUGCCCAUUACAGUUCAGAAGUCAAGCCGAAUUUAGCUGCUUACAAGCGAGGUACAGGUGGACGUAGCAGUUUCAACGGCAUUGUAGCAACCGUCUUCGGCUGUACUGGCUUUGUUGGUAGAUAUGUGUGCAAUAAACUUGGAAAAAUAGGCACUCAGAUGAUACUUCCAUACAGAUGUGAUUUUUAUGAUGCUCAACGUCUGAAAGUUUGUGGAGACUUAGGACAAGUACUCUUCACUCCAUUUGAUAUACGAGAUGAAGAAUCUAUUGCAAAAGCAGUACGUUAUUCCAAUGUUGUCAUCAACCUUGUUGGAAGGGACUAUGAAACUAAGAAUUUUAAAUACAAGGAUGUACAUGUAGAUGGUCCUCGUCGCAUUGCAAGAAUCUGUCGUGAAAUGGGAGUGGAAAGAUUAAUUCAUCUUUCUUAUCUGAAUGCUUCAGAGAAUCCCAAACCAUUAGUUCUUAGUAAACCAUCCAUGUUUAAGAUAAGUAAAUACCAAGGAGAGUGUGCAGUUAAGGAAGAAUUCCCAACAGCUACAAUAAUCCGUGCUUCAGAUAUCUAUGGUUCAGAAGAUAGGUUCCUAAGGACUUUUGCAUCUGGCUGGAGAAUCCAUAGUCAAUGGCUACCCUUAUACAAAAACGGAAUGGCUACAAUUAAACAGCCUGUGUUUGUAUCUGAUGUGGCACAAGGUAUUGUCAAUGCUGCACGUGAUCCUGAUACUAGAUGUCAAAUCUAUCAGGCUAUUGGACCAAAAAGAUACCUGUUGGCAGACCUUGUUGACUGGUUCUUCAACCUCAUGCGCAAAGACAAAGAAAAUUGGGGCUUCAGACGUUAUGACAUGAAAUAUGAUCCUAUCUUUCCUCUCAAAGUUGCUCUGGUGAAUAAGAUUUCGCCAGCUUACCCCUUUGGAAAUUUACACUGGGAAGCUAUUGAAAAGGAAGCUACCACUGAUGUAGUUCAAAGUGGCGUACCGACUUUAGAAGACUUGGGCGUGUGCCUCACCCACAUGGAAGAGCAAGUGCCAUGGGAACUAAAGCCUUUCAGAGCCUAUCAAUACUACAUGGAUAAAGUUGGGGAAUUUCCCAAGCCUGAUCCACCCAUACCCCAACCAUGCUAAAUUAUUGUAAUUGAAAUUAUGAAUACAUCCAAUAUUAC
Messenger RNA from Diatraea saccharalis (sugarcane borer), 1343 nucleotides. Lineage: Eukaryota; Metazoa; Arthropoda; Insecta; Lepidoptera; Crambidae. The record is from the annotation of a GenBank genome assembly.